AAGAAGCUCGUCGUGACAUGCAGCUCAAUGUGAAUAGUCCACCGGUUAUUGAGCCAUUUAAAUUUCCUAAAAAUCUUCAAGAGGGUGGACGUGCACAAAUCACUUGUGCUGUAUCUUCGGGUGAUAUGCCAAUUUAUUUUAGUUGGAAAAAAGAUGAUAUGGCAAUACCAACUAGUUUGCAGAUAACAGAGAAAAAAGAGGAAUUCUACUCGUUGUUGGUAUUUAAGGAUAUUAGCGCUAAGCACAGCGGUAAAUAUACGUGCUAUGCGAGCAAUGCAGCGGCUAAGGUGAAUUUCACCGCAGAGUUGCAAGUUAGAGUUGCCCCACGCUGGUCCUACGAACCCAUGGAUACAGCCGUCAUGCUUGGCAAUGCAAUAUCGAUAAAUUGUGAAGCGGAAGGAUAUCCGAUUCCGGCGAUUACCUGGUACAAGGGACAGGGCAAAUCCUCCAAGGAAUUUAAGACUUUAAAUAUGCGCAAUCAUUCACUGGUGCUAAAUCUUGCCACUGACAUAGAUGAGGGUUACUAUAAAUGCGAAGCCACGAAUAAUAUUGGCGCUGGACUUAAAAAAAUCAUACGCAUUAAUGUUAAUGAACCGGCACGUUUCGAGCAACCAUCACGCAAUGUCUCCUCUCGUCGCAAUGACCCCGUCACGCUAAAUUGUCAAGCUAAAGGCGACGAGCCCAUUACAAUAGCUUGGACGCACAACAAUGGACGCAUUGACCUGAAUAAUUUCCGUUUUAGCAUAGCGGAAAUGAAAACGGAAAAGGGCGUCGACUCGCAGUUGACAAUUGCGCGUUCGGAUCGUCAUGAUUCGGGCGUAUACAAGUGCAUUGCUGAAAAUCCCUAUGGACGCGAGGAGCAAAUUAUAUUUCUUGCAGUACAAGAACGUCCGGACACACCAUCCAAUCUUGAAGUAUUUGAAGUGGGUUCACGUACAGUGAAGCUAUCAUGGCGUCGGCCAUUUGAUGGCAACUCGCCUGUGCUAAGUUAUUUGGUGCAAUAUCAACCGCUGAAGUAUUUGCAGUCGCAUGCAGCUCUGGGCAUAGUUGGCGGCGACUGGAGUGGACCGAACAUAAUCAACGUUAGUCUGCCGUCAACAAGCAUAAGUAAAAGUUAUGAUAGCGAUUUACGUGAAAGUGCAAUUGUGUCCGGUUUGACUCCGGCCACUACAUUUCUCAUACGCAUGCAAGCCAUCAACGAAAUUGAACGCAGUCCAUUCACUGAUCCAAUCGUACUAAAAACUCAAGAAGAGGCACCCACUGAGGCGCCAUCUAAUGUACAAGUUCAAACUGGCGGAGAGAGUGAUUUAAUUGUCACAUGGCAGAUACCACCUCGCGAAUCUUGGAAUGGUGAACUCAUUGGUUAUACGGUAAACUGCAGCGAGGAGAAACAAAACUUGAACUACAUUAGCGUUGUCAAUAAUUCAUUGAAGUCGGUGAUUGUGAGCGGGUGGGCCACCACGAAAGCAACACUACGUGGUCUACGUAAAUACACCAGAUAUGCGGUAACUGUGCGCGCUUUGAAUAGUUUCGGCUCGGGUCCAUGGAGUGCUGCCAUAUUCGGUACAACAGCUGAGGGUGUGCCUGAAGCACCACCACAACAUGUCAAUUGUACGGCACUAUCGUCACAAAGUCUGAAGAUAUCCUGGCUGGAGCCGCCAUUGCAAUUUCAUGGUGGCAUAAUUCAAGGCUAUAAAAUUUUAUACCGUCCAAUUGUGAAUCAAAUUGAUUUUCCUGCUAAAAUGGAAGUUAAGCGUACCUCCAAUCUGGAAACCUAUUUGCACACUUUACAUAAAGCCACAAACUACUCGUUACGUGUGCUGGCAUACACAGCGACAGGAGACGGCAUGGCCAGUCAACCAUUAUACUGUCAGACAGAGGACGAUGUGCCUGAUGCACCAGCGUCCAUAAAAGCAGCUGCCUUGACGGCUGAUUCGAUUUUGAUAUCAUGGCUGCCACCAAAAAAUCGCAAUGGCAUCAUAUCCCACUACACCGUCUACUCACGUGAGGCAGGUCGUAAAGGACAAGCAAAAUCCCAUAUGGUGCGAGUGGACGAGAAUGGUUAUCCGGUGACAUAUGAAGCGCGUGGCUUGGCAGAGAAUCAAAUGUACGAAUUUUGGGUAUCAGCUUCGACGUCCGUUGGUGAAGGUGAACCGACUUCUGUGGUUGCACAAGCCACAAAUACACGAGAUAUGUUAUUGAGUGAUCCUAGAGGUAUUUUGCGUGCUGAUUCCAAAUCUGGACUUAGAUUUUUUCUAUCACGUCUAGUUUUCUUUAGACAACCAGAUUAA
Teleopsis dalmanni is the source of this 2291-nucleotide messenger RNA. Its product is annotated as Down syndrome cell adhesion molecule-like protein Dscam2. The transcript is spliced from 12 exons. The coding region runs from base 18 to 2291 and encodes 757 amino acids. Lineage: Eukaryota; Metazoa; Arthropoda; Insecta; Diptera; Diopsidae. Gene Ontology annotation, cellular component: plasma membrane; axon. The record is from RefSeq and is a predicted model, not a curated record. Gene Ontology annotation, biological process: axon guidance; cell-cell adhesion. Gene Ontology annotation, molecular function: protein binding.